GUGUCACGACCUCGGCCAAAAAUGGUAAAAACCAAGUACAUAGGAGCACAAAUUUAUUGAUGAGAAUUGAUAGAAAACAUUCCAGUUAGGAAUAAUAUGAAUUUUGGUAGUGAUACGUCAAGUAGUUUAGCCUGUACGAGGGUUCAAAUCUGAUAGUUUUUGGCAAUCGGCAUUUUUCUAUUUUUUUCGGAAAAUUGACACUUUUUUCAUAUGUUCAAAAAUUUGAAUAUUAAAAGUAACGGUUAUAAAAAAGUGUUUAUUUUAGUUACUUGGGAUGUCAAAAACUUGGCUUCACAUUUGUUUGGGUGUAAAUAGUGAUCAUAUGGUGUUUACAGUUACAAACACCUGUUGUACUUAGUUCAUCUAUUUUGUAAAGCAAAUCUUGAAAUUAGUGGAGUAGAAAAAAAAAGGUUAAAAAAGUUUAGUCUACAUUUUUGUUGAUUUUAGUUGUGAAAAUGACCACCUCUUUAAAAAACUGUGACAUAUUUUUGGAAUGGUUAGAAGUAAAGGAUCAAAGUAUGUCACAUGUUCUGGCAAAACUUAAAGAAUUUAUUGAGGAUCGAAUUGGAAGGAAAAUGACGGGCGAAGAACACAUAAAGGUUAAAAAUAUUUGCUACAAAUUGUCUUCUACGUGGAAAAAAUACUAUCGAAAGAGGGAUAAAGUAGAAAUGGUCUUAAAAGAUUGGUUUCUUAUGGAUACGUUUAAAUUUGAUUCGGAACCUGAUAAGUCUACAUCAAGAGGUCGACCACGCAUUAACUUUGAGGAAAGUUCAUGUAGAACAAAAAGGCGACGUGUAGGUGAACUUGUUGCAUCUACUUCGGCGGACAUCAAAACAACAGCUGCAAAAAGAUUUUCGAAUGUAAAGGAAACGGACAUUAUUUCAGUGGAAAAAGCAUUGGCGCUCUACGUGGAUAUGGAUUUAUCAGUUAGACAGUAUAACAUGAUGAGAAAUGCUGUAAAUGCUAUACAUAAAAAUUGUUUCCCAUCGUAUUAUGCUAUAGCAGAAGCUAAGAAAAAAUAA
Musca vetustissima is the source of this 1022-nucleotide messenger RNA. RefSeq lists its product as uncharacterized. The record is from RefSeq and is a predicted model, not a curated record. Lineage: Eukaryota; Metazoa; Arthropoda; Insecta; Diptera; Muscidae. Bases 456 to 1022 code for a protein of 188 amino acids. The transcript is spliced from 3 exons.